Molecule: messenger RNA, 522 nt
Organism: Nicotiana attenuata
Lineage: Eukaryota; Viridiplantae; Streptophyta; Magnoliopsida; Solanales; Solanaceae
Exons: 1
Coding region: 1-522 (173 amino acids)
Source: RefSeq, a predicted model, not a curated record
AUGGCAUAUUUGAGAAAUUUUCGUUACAAUGCGGCGGUAUGCAAGACAAAAUGGGAGAGUUCCGGUGGACUUGCAGCCGGAAUUUACGAGUUUAUUGACAUUCUCAGAUUAGAUUCCGCCAAUCGGAUCAUCACUCGUUACUUCGUCGAUCUCGAUUUCGCAGCUGAGUUCGAAAUCGCGAGGCCGACGAAUCAGUAUGGAAAAUUACUACAGUCAUUGCCGAAGGUUUUUGUUAGCAAAAUUGAAGAGUUGAAGCAGAUAUUGAGAGUAAUGAGCGACGCGGCGAGACGGUCGCUGAAAAGCAGAGGCCUUCACAUUCCUCCGUGGAGAAAACACCGGUUCAUGCAGAACAAGUGGCUCGGUUUGUACAAACGGACAACUAAUAUCAUGCCGUCGGCGAACUCGCCGGCGUGGUUAUCUCCGUCAAAGGAUACGAGUGGAAUAAAGUGCAGGACCGUCGGGUUUCACGCUGCCGUCGUGAACGGCGGUCUGUUGUUUCCCGCGACAACCCGUACUAGAUGA